AGCCUGGAUCCACAUAAGGAAGUGAAUUCAGGGAAGCAGCGCUCAAGCUUAGUUAGGUUUACACACUACAAAAUCACUUCCGUCCCUAAAAUCAUAUCCACAGGUAGCUUUCCAGAUCUAUUUACUGCCCAGUAGAGACGCUGAAGUGGCGGUAGCGGUGGGGCAAGGAUGUGACGAGGGGAGGGGAGGAGGUGAAGGGCACUUUCUUGAUCAUCUUCAGAAUGUGUCUAUAAGAGAAGACCAGAAAAGCCAGAUAGACGAUACAUAUGGAUCAUGUGGUUAUAUAUCCAAACGUUUAUAAAUACAUGUGUCCGGGAAGAAAACUUUACGAUUGGACCAAAGUUAUGUCUGGGAGGUACUGGAGGAUACUCGAGGGUUUGUGAGUGCCCUGGCUUCCUCUGGGUGUCAUGGCAACCCCUACCCCCACCCCAUGCUCCUCUCUCCUUCUCUGAGUGCUGGGCAGCAAAGGGGGAAGGAAGCCAUGGGAGAAAUGGACAAGAGUGAGCAGAAGCACCUCACAGGCCAGAGAGGGAAGCCCCUAAAAGCACAGUCAUGAGCUUUCUUCUUUGGCAGAAGCCAGUUGCCAAAGUGCCAGACUGGAAUGGAACACUGAGGCUUUAGGCCACCAAAGGCGUGGGCUUGAUUCAACAAACAUUUCCUCUCUGUGGGGGAGCAGUGGGCGGGGUGAGAUGAUAAAAGUUGGUGCAAGGCAAUUCUUUCCAAAGCCCAGACCUUGAAGUGACCCCAGGAGGUGUGGAUGUGCCUGAGGUUUGCUCUUCUCUCCUUGUUAGACAGAUCUGUAGUCCAAUGGGAACCUUUACCGGCCAUGUGUACCCGGGGCUGUUUCUAAUCUCAUAUGGACUGUAUCAGGCAACAGUGGUCUCCAAAGCGGUGAUAGUCAGCGACUCUCUCCCAAAUUCGUGUCUUCCCAGGAAUAAGGGAAGAUGGGUCAGGCUAUGGGAAAUAUCCUACAGGGGUUUGCUGAAGAUGGUGACUGGCUCCAUCCUGAUAGCUUACGAGAUCAGCUGCACUAAAGGAGGGCUCAUACUGAUGGACAGGGAGCUGCCACCGAGAUUUAUGUACCCCAAAGAGUGGCAGCACCUCACCAUGUUCAUCCUCCUCACCCUCAACGGCUGCGUUGAUGUCAUGAGCAAGAACUUGCUGCCUCAGAGGUGUGUGCUCCUAGAGAGAGGCGCCGGGGCCCUGACCUUCUAUGUGCUCCUGAUGCUGUUGGUGUCACACGUUCAGGGCUCAACAGGGGUGGAGCUGCAGACUCAUUGUCUCCUCAUCUUGGUGGUGUUCCUGCUGAUGCUGGUGUUGACCAUAGAGCUGUGGGCUCCCGAUGCACUUCAUCUCUCACUGAUCGAGACCUUUCUGUUUCUCAUGAUGGGCUCCUGGCUGGUGCAAGCGGGCUUUAUUCUGUACAGACCAGUGUCCGGCUACCCAUGGCAGGACGACGACAUCAGCGACAUCAUGUUUAUCACCACCUUCUUCUGCUGGCAUGUGAUGAUCAAUGCUUUGUGCCUGUUGGGAGUCUACGGCAUCUCUUCCUUUUGGCAUCAUUGGUAUAAUCCCAGCUUGACGCUGACGGGGUCCACAGAAGCGCCAUAUUACGUGAGCACUGAAGGGACCAUCUACAAAUUGCUGCCGGAAGUGGAACAGUCAGAGAAAGAUGAGCAGGCUCUUCUCCUUUCAGAGAGCGCACCCUGAGACAGGGCCUAGGAUGCCUGGCACAUUGUUCCCCCAUCUUCCUCCUUGUGGGUUCUCUCAGGCAUGUGCACUGUCCCCUCUUUUGUCCCCAGUGAAGGUAAUGGCCGUGAAAGAGAGCAAUUGGUCUUCAUCUGCUGGUACAUCUCCUGUCCUUGAACCUCUGAG
Molecule: messenger RNA, 1875 nt
Organism: Hipposideros armiger (great roundleaf bat)
Lineage: Eukaryota; Metazoa; Chordata; Mammalia; Chiroptera; Hipposideridae
Gene: TEDDM1
Product: transmembrane epididymal protein 1
Exons: 1
Coding region: 808-1710 (300 amino acids)
Source: RefSeq, a predicted model, not a curated record